AUGCCAAUAUUAGGAUUCGGAGGAGAAGACGACGAAUCUACUACUCCUUCUCCCACACAGACUACCCGAGGGAAUGACGAUGACAAGACAUCUUCUCAACGAACGACCAGUAAACCCACUAGCACUAGCUCUCAAGAUGAAGACGAAGACGACGAGCCGACCACCAGGACCUCUAAACCCACGUCCACCGCUAAGAAAGAUGACGAAGAGGAAGAUAAACCGACUAGUACUAAACGUAAGGAGGUAGAUGAUGAAACGUCCACAUCAUCAAGUAAGACAAAAACCAAGACUAGUACAGAGGAAAGUACGUCCACGGGGGUGAUGAGCGUUGCAAACUCUUGUAUAAAGAAUGGAACGGAUAGUGAUGAGUGUUUGGAUGGGUAUCAGCAGAAUUCGGGAUUGAUAAUAUUCUGUGCAAUAGCGGGAGCUUUGGUGAUUAUCGGUUUGAUAUAUUGGUUGAUCAAACGAAGUAAGAGGAGGGGCAAAUUGGAGGGGAUGAUAAGUAAAGCGUAG
Molecule: messenger RNA, 513 nt
Organism: Kwoniella mangroviensis CBS 8507
Lineage: Eukaryota; Fungi; Basidiomycota; Tremellomycetes; Tremellales; Cryptococcaceae
Exons: 2
Coding region: 1-513 (170 amino acids)
Source: RefSeq, a predicted model, not a curated record